CGCGUUACGUCUUUUGUAAUUUCCUUUUUUUCAGAAGGAAAAGCCGAUAUGACAAAUGUCAACAUAGACCAACAGUCUAUUGGAGGGACUUAGUUAAGCGAGUCGUAGUCUGGCAACUGAUAACAAAGGAAAUUUUUGUGUUUUUAUCCAUAUAAGGUUUUGUGUGUAUAACUGUAAAUGGAAAAUUUGGAAAAAAGAAAUAUUUAAAAGUGUUAAUUAAAAGAAAACUGAAGUUGUACGUGAAAAUGUUAUGCUUUAGAUGUGUUGAGAAAAUGAUGAAAUAUACUUAGGAAAUAAGUUUUGUUUAGAUUUCCUAUUUUGAACUAUAUCUGGAACCAUAUGUUUUAUGUUGUAUAUACACACUCACAUAUGUAUGGAUAUUAUCAUUCCAUAAAGUAUUCUCUAAAACUUGUUCCAUGAUUCCAAUAGACUAGCGCAUUGUUCUGUUCACGUGCCUCUGUUGCAGAAUUUCCUCAAAUAUUCAUUUGAAAACCGGAAUCCUAUGAUGAAUAUGGAAAAUAUGGGUCGACUACGCAAGCCGGCCAAUGCUGGUGGUAAUGAUACCCAACUUUUAUUGAAAUCUUCACCGAAUAUUUUGGAAAAUUUUCCCUACGAGGAUUUCAAAUUGAAAUUGGAUCGCUCGCAGCCGAAACGAAUGACGUCACCACCAAUACGCCACCAACAGACGACCUCACGUUCAAAGUCACCGCUGUUUUGUGACACUCUCGAACGUCAUGCCUUCAUGCAAAAUGUCAUUAACACGAAAUCGAAUACGCGCAGCAACUAUGAUGUCCGCUAUUCAUCGCCCAGCCAAAAGGAGGCCACUGUGCGCCGUAGUUUGGAAGAGAUUUCCAAAGACAUCAAGGAAAUUGAAGAUUUUCUAACGGUAACGGAACAGGUGCUGAAGCAGGAACGUGAAUUGGAUAUGCAAAUGGAAUUGGAACAGAAAAAGAAGCAAGGCAGCAAGGAUGGUAGUCCCAACAAGGAGAACAAAUCUCCAUCGCCCACGGGCAAUCGUUCGCGACGUAACUCCACCAAAUCGGUGACCUACAAAAUCAAUUCAUUUCGCAAUCGCAAAAAGAAAAACGGCUCCCCGAGAUUCCUAAAUUCGCGUUUGUAUUUUCGCAAUGGCCGUAUUGGCUGUUUGGAAGCCGAAAAUGCCACAUCCAAUGUGGAGAGUACCCAUGCCCUGGUAAAACAUAUUCUAAAAUAUGAAAAUGAAAAGCCCCUGGUAAGCCCGGAAAGUGUCAGGAGGGUGUUGAGUGCUGGACCCAGUGAUUCACCUCCCAUGACAGAGUCCAGGACACCAAGAAAACUGUCCGGCUUAAAUGCCAAUCAUACCACCUUACCCGGCCAAGUUUCAGAGAAUCCAAAUGGACGCGAGGAGUCCUUUGAAAUGCAACCUCUGCAGGAUGUCAUUUCGAAGGCAGCUGGUAAGGUUCUGCUAGAUCAUGGAGACUCGGGGGUACACAACUCGCCACAAACUGAAAGUUUUGGUUCCAACAGUCAACCCUUGGUGGAUGAAGAUGAACAGGAUGUUCAGAUAUGCUAUGACGAACUACCGGAAUUGCCCAAUGAGGAACACAAUAUGGGCGCUCUAAUGGAUAGUGAAAUGGACGUAAAUGAUUGCGAGAUACCGGCCCAUGUGAUAAUUAAUCGGCUCUCAAGUGCCGAUAGCUUGGAUUCAGAGGGUCAACAAUUUUUACGGGAUCAGGUGAGGCAUUUGGUGCGACGUUUUACGGCUAGAGCCAAUAAGAUGAAGACACGUCUCGAAAUGCCACCCACACCGAGUAGCAGUGCCUCAUCCCCCUCACCGCCACCACCAGCCAUCAACUCGAAGCCAAACUUCGCAUUGGCCUCCUCCAAGGGAAAUGAGCCGCCAGUGAAAAAGAAUCCAACACCUCAGCAAACCCCUAACAAAAAACCUCUCUUUGUGGCUGACACACCACGUUCUAAUGUCUGGCUUUGUUCCAGUCUUUGCAGCACCGAUGAUCAGAAGACACUUGAUCCCCAGGGAACCCUGUACAUUUCAUGGCUUUGUGUCGUCUCAAUUUCAUUUCUUUACAAUGCCUGGGUCAUUCCGUUACGUUCCACGUUUCCCUUUCAAACACCGGAGAAUACCAACACUUGGCUGAUUUUGGACUUCUGCGCCGACAUUGUCUAUUUGGUGGAUGUUGUGUUCUUCAAACAUCGCAUAAUGUAUCUCUUCGAGGGUUUUUGGGUUAAGGAUAAAAAUCUAACGCGAAAGAAUUACAUGAGGAAGUUGCAGUUUAAGUUGGAUCUGUUGGCCCUGUUGCCUCUGGAGUUGUUGUAUUUCAAAUAUGGAACGAAGGCGGUUUAUUUGCGGUUCCCACGUUUUCUCAAGAUUCAGAGUUUCUGGGAGUUCUUUAAGCUGUUGGAUCGUGUUAUUUCAUCGCCACACAUUGUCCGCAUAGCCAAGACAUUGUUGUAUAUGCUCUACAUGAUUCACUUGACGGCGACAUUUUAUUAUGCCUACAGCGUUUAUGAGGGUCUGGGAACCAAUCGCUGGGUAUUCAAUGGGAAAGGACAUCCGUAUGUUCGCUGUUUCGCUUUUGCCACAAAAACUGCAACGUCUAUUGGUAAAAACCCCAAACCCGAACAUGAGGGGGAAUAUCUGUUCAUGACCGCUGCCUGGCUAAUGGGUGUCUUUGUGUUUGCCUUGCUCAUUGGUCAGAUAAGAGACAUCAUUUCGACAGCAACCAGAACCAAAAACGAAUACCGGCAACUGGAAGAUGAAACCUUGGAGUAUAUGAGACGUUUGAAUCUACCUCAGGAAGUACAGAAAAGAGUCAAGAUGUGGUUUAAAUUCACCUGGGAUCAACAGCGUACCCUAGACGAGUCGAAUAUUUUGGAUUCUCUACCCAUUAAUUUGAAAACCGAUAUAGCCAUUUCGGUUCACAUACAAACUUUGUCCAAGGUGCAACUUUUUGCCGACUGUGAAGAAGCCCUGUUGCGUGAUUUGGUAUUGAAACUGAGAGCUGUAACCUUCCUACCCGGUGAUUAUGUGUGUCGCAAGGGCGAAGUGGGCAGGGAGAUGUACAUCAUUAAAUUGGGUCAGGUCCAGGUGAUGGGAGGGCCCAACAAUGACACCGUUUUGGCUACACUUUACGAAGGCUCAGUAUUUGGCGAGAUAAGUUUGCUGGGCAUCAAUGGAGCCGAUCGUCGUACAGCCGAUGUGAGAUCGAAGGGUUAUGCAAAUCUCUUUGUUCUCUCAAAAUCUGAUUUGAACGAAGUCAUUGCCUACUACCCCAAUGCCCAAUCCAUUCUGAAGAAGCGUGCUCGAGCUCUAAUGCGUAAGAAUGCGGCACGUGAGAAAGAGGAGAGGGCUCGCAGUGCUGAGCAGGCUGAUGUGGUUAUUGGAAAUCCGAAAACACCAGAAAAUCCUCCAAAACUUUUGCAAACCGUUAUACAAGCAUUACCCUACGAAUCGCCUGCUGUUAUGUUGAUAACUCGAGGCUCGAAACGCAUGCGCAAAAAGCGACAUUCCGUAAAAAUGGAAACAAUCGAAGAUCGUGAAGUGGAAGAAAUCAAUGAGGGCCAAAAUCAAAUUAAAGCCCGUGACAGUUUUAUGUUGCCUCGUGACUCGAAGUCCUAUUCGCCGGAUUUGUUAUCUUCAAUCCAAAGGGAAUUGGAAAGUAAACAUCAAUUCAUUAAUUUAACAGAUUCCGAAAAGGCCCUCAUCAUAUCCACCUCGAGCAAUGAUUCUGUACGGGUAGAGGAUAUUGAAGAGUAUGGAAAGUGAAGAGAGAGAAAUAGUAUAUAAAGGAUAGAGAAGUUAUUAAUGUUUACAUUUUAAUAGUAUUAAUCAUGUUAAUUGCCAAACACUAUUAUUCAAAAUAAA
Molecule: messenger RNA, 3862 nt
Organism: Musca domestica (house fly)
Lineage: Eukaryota; Metazoa; Arthropoda; Insecta; Diptera; Muscidae
Gene: CngB
Product: cyclic nucleotide-gated cation channel beta-3
Exons: 6
Coding region: 503-3763 (1086 amino acids)
Biological process (GO): monoatomic cation transmembrane transport
Cellular component (GO): plasma membrane; intracellular cyclic nucleotide activated cation channel complex
Molecular function (GO): intracellularly cGMP-activated cation channel activity; intracellularly cAMP-activated cation channel activity; protein-containing complex binding
Source: RefSeq, a predicted model, not a curated record